AUGAGAGCACUCGCAGUAUGGUCCUCGAGUUUCGGACAAAACGGGCACAGCAAAUUUCACGUUGUUGACAUUGGCUCCCAGAUAGAUCCAUGUGAAGAUUUCUACCAGUUUGCAUGCGGAAGUUGGAUAGCCAAUACUCCUGAAGCACCAUUAAGCUGGGCACAAAUAUCACCAUUCUCCAAAUUAGCCAAGAAGUAUGAAAAAGCACAAAGAGAGCUGCUAGCUUCAGACGAAAGCUCGACAUCACAAGCAAUUACGCAAGCCCGUAGAUUCUAUCGAAGCUGCGUUGAUGCCGAGCAAGAGUGGGAGACCAACGGAAUUUCUGGCAUCAACUACGUUAUGGGAAAAAUCAAGUUUUAUCCAUCGCAAAGUCUGUUCUCGUUCCUUCUCCAAUCUUAUACACUGAAUUUGCGACGCUAUUUCACUGAGUUUCUUGUUCGGCUGAUGAAACUUAUUGCAUCCGACUUGGGUAUAAACUACAGUCGGACCAAUGCAGCACCUGAUAUCUUGGACGUGCGAUCCUUCACAGAAACACUUCACUCAGUAGAAACCCUUGACAUUAUUGUAGUUUUGCACCUACUUAAGAACUUUUACAACGACUCCGGAAUGGUGAGACUGAGCGAAGUGGACGGAACAGUAUACAACGUAAGUCGUGUAGACAUCGCCAGUUCUCCUCCAGAAUAA
Ostertagia ostertagi is the source of this 684-nucleotide messenger RNA. The record is from the annotation of a GenBank genome assembly. NCBI's taxonomy places the organism in Eukaryota, Metazoa, Nematoda, Chromadorea, Rhabditida, Trichostrongylidae.